Arctia plantaginis is the source of this 2571-nucleotide messenger RNA. NCBI's taxonomy places the organism in Eukaryota, Metazoa, Arthropoda, Insecta, Lepidoptera, Erebidae. The record is from the annotation of a GenBank genome assembly.
AUGAAUAACAAAACAAUUUGUUUUGCUUUAGUAACAUUAUUUGUAAUAUGUAACAAUGUUUACGGAAAGAAAAUAAAGAAAAAUAAACGGCCUAAAGAUCAAGAUGACUUUACGACUAUACGCCCAAAUGUAGUCGCAUAUUCAAGUUUUGGAUUUAAUGAUGUGAGUUCACAUAAUGGCUUUAUACCAACCUCACCAGAGUAUUCUAGCAUCCUCAGCAGCAAUAAUCAGGAGUCUUCGACAAGAUUAUACGCUCCAGCAUUUCCGAGCGCCGGAGAUACUACAGGAUACAGUGGAAAUUAUGGUUCACAGACUUUUGAUGGACAAAAUUAUGGUGUAGGGGACGAUAGCAACAGCCAAUCCGGUAUGUCACAAUAUACAUCUAAUUCAAUGAAUUUUUUGACAGGCCCUAAUAUUGCCACUAAUGGUGAUCAGAAUGAGAAAACAGAAUCUGAACAUUCUGAUACACCUGUUUACGGUACUAAAAUAGGUAACAAACAUAGGCCUAAUUAUAACAUUAACAACCCUGAAUCUGAAAUCUCCAACAGUGGGUACUCGAACCCUUCUGAUGACAAAUAUUUUAGUUUACCCGAGGCAGAGCAUAUACAAGAAAAACCGGCAUUGAGUGAGUCAAAUUUUAACUAUCAUAAUACUGACAGUUAUCAGCCAAAUUAUACACCACAACAAGAAACGGAUAUUGGUGGUUUAAAUUUUCCAAGGGUUGUUGACUUUACCAAACUUAGUAACCAAUAUCCUACAGAAUUAGAUACUAGUAAACUUAUAUCGGAUAGUAUGAAACAUUCUAACACGCAAAUAGCCAUGGCACAUUCACAAAUCAGUAAUGAUAAUGGAAAUGUGUUCAGUAAUAUUAAACUUGUUGAUAACAUACCGACAAACAUAGAACAUUAUAAUUUAAAAAACACUAAAGAAACAAAUCACAAAAAAUUAUUGAAGCCAAAUACAAUUUUUGAACCUGAUUUUACAAAUAAGCACAUCGCUGCACAUCACAAAUAUAGUGAACCCAGUAUUAAACAUACGGACCAAAAAAAAUAUAAACCAUGGGGUUUUGGUAACUAUAGCAAUGCUUACAAAGAUUGGAAGGAUUCCUCAUCAUCAUCAUCAUCAUCGAAUGUGAAAAGUUAUACAUAUUCGACGGAUUAUGGUAAUAUGAAUUUUAAGUAUGGAGUCAGUGAACCUAAAAAACCAGUUAACCGUGAUGAAUUAUUACCAGCGAGCAGUAACGUUGUAGAUUUUAAUAGUCAUCAAUUUCCUGAAAAGGAUUAUAACACUUUUAAAAAUGUGCCGGAAUUCAAUAACGAAGGUGAUUCUUUGUUCAAAGAAAAAUAUAAGGCAAGUGAUGAUUCUAAUCAAUUUAAAAAAAAUCCUUUAAAUGCUGACCCAACGACUACGAGUUCGCAUUGGGGAGGUAUUUUCAAAUCUACUGAUUAUUCUUCUUCUUUUGGUGAUCACCCUAAGAAAUCUUUCUACAACGUAAAUGACGACGAUGUGGUUACUAUUACUAAAAGGCCGCAUAAACUAUUUACGAAAUUUUCACAAAACAAACCAGCCGACUGGUCACCAAGUCACUUUAGAUCACAAAAACUAAAUAAACCUACGCCGGAUUGGACAAAAGACUUUCUUGACAAUAAAUUUAAAUCAGAAGAGGAUUUAUUGGGUCUCAGGACACGCGACACAUCGCGUCCUUCAUACAUACCAACAUUCAAACACAGCAGUAAAAUAAUUGACCACAAUGAAUAUGAUAAUUUCAAACAAUUGGUUGAGAAGUGGAAAGAGUCCUACAUUAAGUCCAAAUAUAAAGACGCACGAGACAAUGCUGAGCAUUGGCCUGAAAACCCUGUCCACGUGCCUAUACCGAAACCACACUCGAGGGAAAUGCACUUGCAGAUAGAGGUACCACACCCUGUAAUAGUGCCUGUGCCGCAUCCGUUCCCGGUGCGAGUGCCUAUCUCUAGGCCCGUUGCGGUUCCCGUGCUGCAGGAACUCACCGUGCCCAUUGAGAAGCCAGUGCCCUACCCUGUCUACAAAAAUGUUCCUUACCCCGUAGAGAAGCUUGUCCCUGUGCCGAUUGAAAAAGAGGUUGCAGUACCUGUGGAGAAGCCAUACCCAGUUCAUAUCCCGUACGUAAGACCUGUAUUCCAUCAUACGAUGCCAGUGCACGAAGAUUCAGAAUACAUAGAAGGAGAUGACUACCAGCGUCGACCUAAAUUCAGGAAACCUUCACAAUACAAGAAGCGUCAAGUUUAUAGUGUCAUGCAUUUUAAUUACUUCGAACUCCGGACAAAUAAUCAGGCGAAUGAAGCAUUAAAAGUAAAAUUAUGCAUAAUACUAGUUGUUCACGCAACAGAACUCAACGCCCGAGCCGGGCAACCUACCAAGAAAGAAACAGAAGCAGGUGGCCGGAACGUCGGCGUCCUUCGAGCUAUACACCUGAAAAUGAAUAUACUAGGCCUUAUAGACAUCAGCACUCAGCACCCUACAGACAUCAUGACUUUGAUGAAGAUGAAUACAGUAGAUAUGGAAAGUACUGCAGGAAUUGCUGAUAAUGGGUGA